AUGGAUGGGGUAGAUAAUAUCGGCAGAUUUGACGAAUGCUUAAAAAGUAUCCGUGAAAAAUUACGUGCCGUGCCUUUGGUGGUUCAGUUUCCUAUUGGAGCCGGUCGUGAACUAGAGGGAUUAAUAGAUAUAGUCGAGCAAAAGGCUCAUUACUUCCAACUUGGCGAUAAAAACGAAAAUUAUCAAACCAAAGAAAUCCCUUCUCACCUAACAAAAAAGACUCAGAAGUAUCGACAAGAAUUACUGGAAAAAUUGGUGGAGAUAGAAUUAGAAAAAAUGGUUGAGGAAGGCAGAGAAGAAAGUCCUAUUCUCCAGAAGUAUGAAAAAAAGGAAGAAUUGUCUGGGGCAGAAAUAAAAAAAUUGCUACGCCAAGUUACUUUAACUGGUAGAUAUUUUCCAACAUUUUGUGGUUCUGCUUACAAGCACGUGGGGGUGAAAUUACUCUUAGACGGAGUGGUGGACUAUUUGCCUUCUCCCCUAGACGUUCCCAAAAUAACAGUUUAUUCACCCCGAGAUAAAAAUAAAACCGGAGAAAUUAAUUGUAAUAGCCCUCUCUCUUGCUUGGCCUUGGCUUUCAAAAUUAUCUUUGAUGAUUAUAAUAACAAAUUAACUUUCUUUCGAGUUUACGCUGGCAAGGUAGAAUCUAAUUCUUAUGUCUAUAAUGUUAACAAAAAAAGAAAAGAAAGAGUUAGCCGCUUGUUUCUUAUGCACGCUAACGAUAAAGAAAUAAUUAAGGAAGUGGGGGCCGGAAAUAUUGCGGUGGCUAUUGGUUUGGAAAACACUGUCACGGGAGACACACUGGGAGAGGAAAAUAAAACGGGACAAAUGAUUAUUGCAGGCAUGGGUGAAGUGCAUCUGGAAGUUUUGGUGGAAAGGUUACGUCGAGAGUUUAAACUUGCUAUUGAAAGCAAGCAACAACGAGUAUCUUACCGAGAAACUAUUACUAAAAAAGUCAAACUUGCCUUUGAACCCAAUCCGGGCAAAGGAUUUGAAUUUGUGGAUGCCAAAAAAGGUCAAGAAAUGUCCGACAAAGACGCUGAGGAAGUAAAAGAAGGAUUAGAAGAGUCCAUGUCUUCAGGCUUACUCUUAAGUUAUCCUUUGCUAGAUAUUAAGGCUACUUUAUUAGAAGGAAAAAGGCAUGAAGUCGAUACUAAACCUGGUGAUUUCAAAAAUGCGGCCGUUUUGGCCUUUCGGGGUGAUGGCGUAGCCGAAAAAGAAAAAAGAAUCAAGGAAUUAGGAGUGGUUUUAUUAGAGCCAAUUAUGCAGACAACGGUAAUAGUGCCUAAGGAUUAUUUGGGGGACACUUUGGCUAGUCUUGGUAGGUGUCAUGCUGUAAUUGAAAAUACUGAAGAAAAAGAGGGAGAAAGUUUUAUCACUGGCAAAGCCCCUUUGCGAGAAACGCUUAACUAUUUGGCUACUUUACGCCAGUUGACUGGAGGCCGUGGUGCUUAUUCCUCAUAUUUAUCUCAUUAUCAAGCAGUUGCCAAGGAUACUUUGGAGGAAAUAUUGAAGGAAAAAAAAUUAUUAAAUACUUCUAAUUAG
Racocetra persica is the source of this 1542-nucleotide messenger RNA. The record is from the annotation of a GenBank genome assembly. Lineage: Eukaryota; Fungi; Glomeromycota; Glomeromycetes; Diversisporales; Gigasporaceae.